AUGGUGAGCGACAUGACGGGAGUCGCGCGCGCCGUCAAGGACGCCAAGGAGGUGCUGUGCGGGUUGGGGGCCCCAGGCCAAGCCGUGGCGGGCAGGCCGGGGCGGGCCUCCAAGCACCGGAAUGCGGCGGCCCACCCGGCGUACGCGGGCCUCGCCGCGGCGGCGGGCCAGGUGCUCGCCGACGCCGACAUGCAGGUCGAGAGGAAGGCGGAGCAGGCCAACGUGUCGGAGCAGGCCGUGGCGACGACCCUCAAGGCCAGGGAGAAGCUGCAGCAGGCCGAGCAGAUGGCCAGGAAGACUGAGGAGAUGCUGAAGCGAGCCGAGGAGGCGAUGCAGCAGGCCGAGCGCAAGGUGCAGCUCGCCGAAGAGGAGGCCAUGGAGGAGUCGAAGAAUGCCAAUGAGUUGACGAAGCAGGCCGAGGAGAGGUCGGAGGCAGUGCACUGCCUCGCGGAGUUCAAGGACAACUUUGACGACAGCGACCAGAAGAAGAUCGAGAAGGCGAUUGAUCACACCCUUGACUGGUUGGGAAAGGCCCAGUCCGAAGGGAAGGUUGCGCUCGAGGGCAAGCAGAAGAAGCUGAAGGGAAUCGUCAACCCCCUCUUGAUGAAGCUCGCCUGCAACCUGGAGCGGGAUAUUGCGAACAUCACUGAGGAGGGCAAGUGGCGUGACGACGGCGAGGCCCUUCAGACACUCGCGGCUGCGCAGAUCGCCCUGAAGAAGCUGGAGGAGGCCAUGCAGGCGGUAAGCCAUGAGCCUCGCGACGCGUGGGCGUGCAUUUCGGAGUGGAGUGAUGGAUAA
Molecule: messenger RNA, 798 nt
Organism: Prorocentrum cordatum
Lineage: Eukaryota; Dinophyceae; Prorocentrales; Prorocentraceae
Source: the annotation of a GenBank genome assembly